AUGCAUUCAAUCCAACCCCCUGCCGAAAUUGUCAUGCAGCAACGACAACAGCGAAGGCCUCAAACCACUUGCUCAAUCGUCCGUUAUUUGGCUUCAUUUGCUGAACGGAAGCAGUCGCUAUCCACACAGAUGCCUGCACGGCUGUUUCCCGUCCACUCAAGUAUCUCACCAGAUGAAAACGAGGACAAGGGCGAAGGUUCUUUAUACAUCAUUACACCCACUCGAAAUGUGUCCACUCCAAAGCAGCAACGACACCAAUCAGCCUUACCUGAGGCUCUAUCGCCAGAUAUUCUCGACUGUAGUGAUUCUUUGCCACAUUCCUCCAUUCUAACUAUUGCAGUACCGCUCUCGAGAUCCCAUCAAAGCUCAUCCUCUUCUCUUUGUAUGCCUACAUUCUCGCUAUUGGAUGGCCUAGAAUCAAAAGAGAACCAACAACAGGAUUGGCUCCAACAGAUACCUCAUUCACUUGGUACUCCUUUUUCUUCUUCUUCAUCUUCUUCACGUCCACUGAACGCCAAAAAAUCAGUUCGAACACUCGUUAAUAGAGUCAUGUGGUUUAGACGAGGCAACCAAUCUGGUACCGCAGUCACGACAAAUGAACUUUGUCAUUUUCAAGACACAGCCUCUUUUACUUCUGCUCCUGCUUCUAUUCCUACUAUUUCUACUGCUUACGUUGCUGCUUAUGCUGCUUCUACCGCUUCUACCGCUUCUACCGCUUCUACUAUUGAUUUCAUUCGCGGUACCUGUAACCGAGCGCAUGGACAUAGCCCGGCUAUUAAAACUAGUAUAGCGUCGCGUGUUGUGAGCGAGAUCCUGUCCAUGAUUUUUCGACAUCUCAUGGAUCGCAAGAGCAUUUUAAAUUGUAGCCUUGUGUCAACCCAUUGGCACGGCCCUGCACGGAUAGAGUUAGCGCGUAUCAUCCAAGACAUGCCCUUUAACGGCCAAGGUCUUGUCCAUGCUAUUCGGACGCGGUUUGCACAGGAGACCUUUCCGGUCUUGUCCAUGUCUCUUUUUGACAAAUUAAUCUGUAACCUUUCGGAAUUAUACUAUCAUUCUAACCCAGAGACCAAGGAUGUCUUUGCACCGGCAUAUGCGCCCGACAUGCUCUACCAUCUCUUCUGGACCUUUCUCUUUAUUGAUCAAGAGUUUCGUAACCCUCGGUCACGUUCAAAAAUCACUUGCAGCUAUUUUGUACGUCUGAUCCAGGAUGAAGGUGGGGGCUAUCCUCAGGAACUCUUUAACAAGAAAGUUCUCAAGAAUAUUUAUAACGAUAUUCGAUCUCGACCUCUGUUGCCGGCACCAUACUUGAUCAACGCAUUGAAUGGCGUUGAAGGAAGAUCUGCCGCACCUAGUAACAGCAGCAACAUAAGGCGAAGGCGAAGGCGAAGACAAGGUAUUCAUCCACGGCAAUCAUCCUCAUUGAUGAAUCUAAUUCCUUCUUUAAAACUUGAAGAGUCCUUUAAAAAAGCUCGGGGGUGGUGGAGAAGUAGAGGACGCGAGGACAGAAGUUUAGCUUAUGUGCAAGCAGGCGCGACUGCAGCGGAGCCGGAAAUGAUAACAGCAGCAUUGGUCGACAAUAAUGAUGGCGUGCAAAGUCCAAGUGCGAGAAGCUCCUCUUCCUCGCCAACGUCACUGUCGUCGCCAUCACCUCUAUCCCCAUCCUUGGAUUUCACCAACCACGGCCACUAUCAACAACGCCAGGCAAAUUCCUCUAUAUCUUUUCCAAACUCGGUUUCUUCCACCUCUUCCCUCCAACUAUCCGCCUUCUCCGCUCCACUAACUCACUCUGAUUCUUCGGCAUGUCCAUUAUCAACACCAUCGUCCAAUCGCAGCGAUCCUGACCCAAUGGCGCUAUCAAGAAUACAGCCUGAACAUGGUAUUUACAGAAUGAAUAGGACACUUAAGCACAACUGUGGUGAUAUGCCAUGCUAUGGUCAUAGUAGGCGCCAUGGCAGUGGUAAUCGACGUAAUAGCCAUAAGCGGCGUCCAAAGCAUGGGCCUUGUCCGAUCAUAACUCAGGGCUUUACUUCUGUAAGUCAUGGAUGGCAUCCUGAGGGCGAUGGCCUAGACAAUGUCAUCAAGUUCCCGAAACCUAAUAGGCCUAGUACAUUAGGGAGUCAGCAUCAUAUUCUACAAUAUUCCAACCUCAUGUUGGAAGUAAAUUAG
Molecule: messenger RNA, 2166 nt
Organism: Lobosporangium transversale
Lineage: Eukaryota; Fungi; Mortierellomycota; Mortierellomycetes; Mortierellales; Mortierellaceae
Exons: 3
Coding region: 1-2166 (721 amino acids)
Biological process (GO): regulation of ARF protein signal transduction
Molecular function (GO): guanyl-nucleotide exchange factor activity; protein binding
Source: RefSeq, a predicted model, not a curated record